Molecule: messenger RNA, 546 nt
Organism: Huiozyma naganishii CBS 8797
Lineage: Eukaryota; Fungi; Ascomycota; Saccharomycetes; Saccharomycetales; Saccharomycetaceae
Gene: PTH4
Product: Pth4p
Exons: 1
Coding region: 1-546 (181 amino acids)
Biological process (GO): mitochondrial translational termination
Cellular component (GO): mitochondrial large ribosomal subunit
Molecular function (GO): translation release factor activity
Source: RefSeq, a predicted model, not a curated record
AUGCUGUUCCAGUGUGGUAUGUUGCCAAUUGGCCAUCGUUGUCUGAUCGGAACUCGUCAAUUAGCUCGACUCCACACGGACAGUGCCAGGGAGUGGAUCAGAGUGCUUAAUAGCGCUACGCUUUCCCAAAAUGGCCGAAUAAAAUACAGGUUCGACAGGUCUAGUGGGCCAGGAGGACAGAACAUCAAUAAAGUGAACACGAAGUGUACAUUAACGGUGCCUCAAUUUUCCGCGGACAGCUGGUUCCCCACCUUAGUAAGGGAACAGAUUAUGGGUAACUCAGGGGGCCGAAUUUGCAGGUACUAUUCGAGGUUAGGUGACUCCCUUACUGUUCAGUCGGAUGAAACGAGGUCCAGAUCGAGCAACCAGGAACGCUGUCUCGAGAAACUUGUCGAUGAAAUAAAGCAGGUAUGCUGGUUCCCCACAGAGACUCCUGUGGAAACGAGACAGAAAUGGGCGAAGAUUGCAAGGCAAAGGAACCGAAGACGAUUACAAGAGAAACGGAUCCACAGUGACAAGAAAAGGUCGAGGAAGUCAACGUAUUGA